Molecule: messenger RNA, 1089 nt
Organism: Saccostrea echinata
Lineage: Eukaryota; Metazoa; Mollusca; Bivalvia; Ostreida; Ostreidae
Product: angiopoietin-2-like
Exons: 8
Coding region: 1-1089 (362 amino acids)
Source: RefSeq, a predicted model, not a curated record
AUGGCCAAUCUCGGGGUUUCCCGUUUAUUUGUUAUCUUCUCGGUGGCUCAAGCUACCCUUAUUUCGCGGGGAUAUAUUGCAAAACUGGAACUUGAUGAUAAAAAAUCAAAUAACAAACUUUUAGGUGAGUACAACUCACAGUCAUUGAUCGAGUGUGCUGCGAUGUGUGUAAAAGAGUGUGGAUUCUUUGGCUACCAUGGCGAAUUGAAGAAGUGCCGUGUCCACAAGAAGAUCUUCACGUUUGGACUGUCUGAUGAGGCCGGGUGGAGAUACUAUUUGCAUGAUUAUUUCCCCUUUGAUUGUAAGGACCUCCAUGAAGAUAGUCACACUAAUUCAGGGGUGUAUGAAAUCUAUCCCGAUGGUACCAGCUCCCGUUCUCUCUCAGUUUAUUGCGAUAUGGAAACAAUGGACGGAGGGUGGACGGCAAUCCAGAAACGUGUAAAUGGAUCUCUGAGCUUUGACAGGGAUUGGACUGGAUAUAAGAAUGGUUUUGGUUCACCGGUACAGGAUGGCUGGAUCGGAAAUGAAGUAAUUCAUCACCUAACAAAGGGGAAGAACUCGGCCCUCUAUGUUUCUGUCACGCUGGUGAAUGGUAGCAGAUUGUACGAGUUGUACGAACAAUUCUCCGUUUCCGAUGAAGCAGCAAAUUAUCAACUCUUUCUUGCGGGGAACGUCACGGGGACCUUGGGAUCUUCUAAGUUGAUGUGGAAUGGACCAAUUGGUAUCUGUCUUGUCUGUUCCAUCUUGUCAGACCAUCAUGGUGACAGUAUGUUGAACAGUGGAAGUUCUUACCGCGAUCUGUCUGGUAUGUACUUCACCACCCCAGACAGAGACAACGAUAGAAAUAUUAACUGGCAAGGAGGUAACUGCGCCGCUGCACCAGGGUUCAGGGGAGGGUGGUGGUUUAAAGACUGUGCUUACGCCUUCCUCAAUGGUGUAUGGCCUCUGGUGCACUGGUUUCCUACAUUUCCGCUCGAGGGGACUUCUGUGAGAGAGACGAUGAUGAUGAUGAGGAUAAAUGAGGGCAGGAAAAGAGAAGCUACAGAUCAGAAACGAAAAAAAUCUAACUAUAUCCUCAUGGAGAAAUAA